AUGAAAUUAACAUCAACAUCAAAACGAUUUAAUUUUAAUAAUGAACAUAAUUUAUUUCGUUUUAAAUCAUUGAUACAAACUGAACAAAAAUUUUCAAUUGUAAAUAAUUCAUCGAUAACACUUAAUCAUAUUGAUGUUGAAGCUGAAGUAAUUAUUGAUAAAAAUUUUCAUAAACAAAUUCAAGGUGUUAUUAAAAAAAGUUUACCGGCUACUAUACAUAUUGAAUUUUUAUUUCCAUCAAAUAAUAUAUUUGAAGAUGAACAAUGGAAAAUAUUAACAACUAAUAAUUUAAAUAAUCAAAUAUUAAAAGGAUUAAUUCCGUUUAAAAUUCAUGAUGAACAAAUUAUUCCAUCUGGUCAAAUAUUUAUUGGUUUAGCAACACAUCAAUCAACAGGUAUAGGUAUGCAUGUAUUUAGUCAUUUAAUUCCAACGAUUGAACGUGAAAAUAUUGAUUUACAAGAUCCAUAUAUAUCUAUUUGGAAUGAACAACUUUUAGCAUCCAUAGGAAAAAUUGUUCGAAUUAUUUAUGAUCAAACAAUUCAUGAUACAAUUAAUAAUAUUUCACAAAAAUCAAAUCAACAAAUCAAUGCUAUUCUAUCUCCUUAUGCAUUUCAAACAUCAGUACCAAAUAAAGAUAUUGGACGUAUUUUACUUGAUGGAUUCUUCUCGUCGGAUAAAGAUAUUCUUGUUCCUGUAAAACGAUCUCCAUCUGAUCAACAUCUUUCAUUGAUUUCAUCUACAGAAGCUUUUCUUACAACUUCUAAAUAUAUUCAAUCAUUUCUUCCGGUACCACUUGUACCAUUCGAUAUUGGACAAAAUGACUUUCUUAAAAUAUUAAAAAAACAUCAAUGGAUUGAAGAAAUUGAUCAUGAUACAAUUUUAGUAAAAGUUCAAGAAUCUAUUCUACAAUUUGAUGAAUUUAUUGGAUUACUUCGUUGGUUAUGUAGUUAUGAUGUUAAUAAUAAAUCUUAUAUUAAACAAAUUUUAUUAAAAAUACGUUACCGUGAAACUCAUCAAUCAUCUAUUAUUAAAUUAGAAAAAAUUGAAUUUUAUGAUACAUUAAAUUUAUUAUCAUUACCUCUUCCAUCAAAUGUAUUACCAUCAAAUAUUGUCAAUCAUAUAUCUCGAGAUGAUUUACAAAAACGUUUAUCAUUAUCAGUAAUUUCUGUAAAAAAUUUAUUUGAAUUUUAUCUUAUGAACGAUCAACAAUAUCUUUUUCAAAAUGAAAAUACAUCUCGAAUUAUUCUUAGUUUUAUGUCUCAACGUUGGAAUCAAUUUAAUCAAACAGAAUCAAAUAAAAUAAAAAAUAUAUUAUCAAAUCUAAAAUGUAUUCCAACAAAUCAUGGAAUGAAAUCACCUAAUGAAUCCUAUAUUCGUCCACCAUAUUUAUCUGAUAAUUUACCAAUAAUUACACUUUAUAUUCCACAAAUUUCAACUGAUGAUAAUCAUCAGAAAGAUAAACAAGAAUUAAUUAAUUAUCCAGUAUCAACUGAAUUUCUUAAAUCAAUUGGAUGUCGAGCAAUUCAUGUUCCAACAUCAACAAAUAAUUUAACGAUUCAAUCGAAUAAUUCAUCCGAUGAUUCACAAACACUUGAAAAUUUUAUUCAAAAUUUAUUACAACAACGUAAAAAUAUGAGUGACAAUGAUCUUCAUGCAUUAAAACAUAAUCCAUGUAUUAUAGGAACAACAUUAGAAACGAAUAAUAAUGAAAUAAAACGUAAAUAUAAACCAUGUGAUCUUCAUUUUCCAUCAGUAGCUAAUCGUCUUCAAUGGAAUCAAUUACCAAUUAUAGAUUGGUUAGAUAUAAAUCCACGUUCACAAGAAUAUUCUUUUCUUAAAGAACUUGGCGUACGAGAAGUACCUGAUUUACAUAAAUUAAUUUCUCGAAUUGAUCAAGAACAUAAUCAAGGAUCAAAACUAAGAGCAGAAUAUAAAUUACCACAUGCACUUAUUUUUUUUGCCGAAAAUUUUCAACAAUAUUAUUCUAAAUGGACAAAUGCAAAUAUUAAAAUACUUUUUCUUCCAUCAUCAUCUCCUUUUGAUUUAAAUCAAUCAACAGAAGUUAUAUUAACAACACCUGAUAGUGUUUUUAAAGAACCAGGACCAUUAUGUCCAUCUUUACUUCCUGAUGUACUUCGAUGUUUUUCACAAUAUUUUGAUAUUGGAUUACUUGGUGUCAAAUAUCGUCCUCUACUAUCUAUAGCUUUUGAUAUAUUAAUGGAAAGAAGAAAUCAAUUAUUGACUGUUGAAUCUGCUUCAAUCUAUUUUUCUUAUUUGAAUAAAUUAGAUGGUCUUAAUAGAACAUUUAUUCAAAAAAUUUCUAAUAGAGCAUUCAUUCCUUUACCAGGAAGUAAUAUGUAUGUUAAACCAUCUCAAGUAUUUAUUCGAUCAAAACCUAUGUCAAUUAGUGAAACAUCUUCAGAUAAAGAUGUCAAUGUUAUAGAUGAUAUGGCAACACGUGGUCUUAUUGAUUACAUAGAUUAUGGUCCUACAGCUAAUUCAUUUCUUCUUAGUAUUGGAGUUCUUUCUUAUCCAUCAGCUGAAAAUCUUGCUGAUUUAUUAAUUGAACGACAAGCAUCAUAUUUUGCUCAAACAAAGGAUAAUACUAAGGAUAUAAUAACAACGAAAUUACGUAUUUAUACAAAUUGUUUAAAACAAUUAGCUGCUAUAUCAAAUAUUGCACAACAUUUAAAUGUUGAACCAUUACGUAGUCGUUUAAUUAAUAAACCAUGGUGUUUAGCUUAUCAAAUAAUUGAACGAACUGAUGGAAAUAAAGAACGAAUUUUUAAAAUUGCUAAACCAACAGAUAUUUAUUUGGAUGAUGAUCAUCAAUCUGCUAUUGAUCUUCGACCAUUAUGUGCACCUGAUGAACCAGAAUUAACUAAAUUAUAUGAAGUAUUUGGAUCAAAAUGGUUAUCUGAAUGUGUUAAACAAACUUUAGUGCAUAAAGGAAGGUUUUUUGUAACGGAAAGAAGUAAAAAAUUACAUGAUCUAAUUCAUUAUCGUUUGGAUAUGUUGUUUGUUAAUAAUAGAGGAGAACGACUGGAGAAUAUUAAUGAAAAACAUAUUGAAUUAUUACGAACAAAAUUUUUUGUUUAUGAAACUGAAGAAAUUCAAUGUCAAUUAACAUUUCAGAAUCGAACAAUCACACUAAAUUCAACUGAAUGUAGUUCAUGUGCAUUGGAACAUGAAAAAAAUAAAGUUAUUUUAUAUAUUCAAAACGAUAUUUCAACUCUCGAUUAUAUUGAUAUUGCUACUGAAUUAACACGAUUUGUUUAUAAAAAACCACUUGAUGCAUUAGUUCAUUCUAUCAGUGAUAAACUUGCUUCACCCUUAGAAACACUUAAACGACGUGGAAUUCCUGUAGAUCGAUUGUUGAAAAGUGCACAACAACAACAACUAUUACAAAAUGAACAAACAAAAGCUGAGAAGGAUGUACAAAAAUCAUCAUUACAACCAUUUGAACCGCAAGAAAAUCAUAAACUAACAGAGCAAAAUCAACAAAACGAUCAAGUACAACGAGGAUUUUUUCAAAAUUGGAAAGAUUUAUUAGUUCCUAUUCGAUAUUCUUCUUCUUCUGUUUCAAAUAAUUCUGUUGAAAAUAUUUCAAGUACAGUUGAAAAAGAUCGUAUUAAUCAUUUUGGACGAUAUAAAUCUUCUGAUGAAGCUGAUAUUAAAGCAAUGAUUCGAACAAGUCGAUCCUAUUCUUCAAUAGAAUUUAAUCAAUCAGAACAUUCUAGAAAUGAAACUAAUAAUUCAUGUGAAUUUGUUCCAGCUUCAAAUAUGAUUCGUUAUGAUCAUCUUCUUCAUGGAAUUCCUCUUUAUAUUGAUAGAAAUGUACCUAUAACAGAUACUAUGAUUGAUAAUGGUAAAGAACUUGCUUGGUUAUUAUCUGGUCUUGCAAAAGAUGUUUUUAACAUGUCUGUACAAACAAUACAUCUAUUUCGAGAUAUUGAUAGUGCUCGUAUUGCUUUCAAUGGUCAUGGUGCAUUAUUCUUUAAUCUUCGUUAUUUUGAACAAGUAUUUGCCGAUGAUCUUAAACCAUAUCUUCAUAAUCGUUCAUCAUCCAUUCCAAUUGUUCGUAAGAUAGUUAAUUUUUAUUUUAUGGUUACUUGCCAUGAAUUAUCACAUAAUAUUGAUUCAAAUCAUGAUUUAAAUUUUAUUAAUCGUCUUGAAAGAGUUUCUGUUCGAUUUAUGGAUGCAAAAGAUGCAUUUCUAUCGAAAUUUUGUUUUCGAUAA
This is a messenger RNA of Rotaria sp. Silwood1, 4239 nucleotides long. Lineage: Eukaryota; Metazoa; Rotifera; Eurotatoria; Philodinida; Philodinidae. The record is from the annotation of a GenBank genome assembly.